AUGCCUCCCCAUCAAAAUCCGUCCACCGAUGUCACACUGUCAAGUAUCCGCGAGCAACUCUCCACACUCAUCGCUAUUUCUGCCGCUAAUGUUCGCCGUCUUGAUGCAAUUAUCACACAAAUGGCCACUGUCAACAUCCUCAUCGGCAUUCAAACCGAGACCAUGGCCAAACUCAUCCCGCAUCCACCUCCGUUUCCACCAUCGAAUCAGCAACCAAGGUCGCCGCCGCCGACAUCCACACCGCCACUGCCGCCGCCACAACAAUCGUUACUGCCACCGCCGCCUCCAAAACCAUUGAAAUCGUCCAUGUCCACACAACACCCACUGCCACCGUUACCGCAACCGCCGCCAUCGAAAGUAACAUUCAUGCAAUUCCGACCCGUCACUUUUCAACCGUUCAACCCACAGUUUCCCGCUCUCGUUGUUGUAUGCACCCGUAUGCAGGACCUUGUGGAUAAGGUCCAUUUGAAGGACGGAGGAAUUGAUAUGUGCCUCGGGCCAUAUCGAAGGCCACCUCCAUGGUCGGACCCAUCAAAAAAGCUAUACAUUAAAUGGACUUCCUUUUGCGAUACUCUUGCAACACCUUACAGAUUGUCAUUAAAGCUUUUCAUUGAUAUCCCAAGCUUGCAACCCACGAUCUCAUGUUACUGCUUUCUAGUUUUUCAUGCAACUUCCUAUUUACUAGGAUAUAGUUAA
Messenger RNA from Lactuca virosa, 696 nucleotides. Lineage: Eukaryota; Viridiplantae; Streptophyta; Magnoliopsida; Asterales; Asteraceae. The record is from the annotation of a GenBank genome assembly.